This is a messenger RNA of Salvia splendens (bonfire salvia), 1536 nucleotides long. NCBI's taxonomy places the organism in Eukaryota, Viridiplantae, Streptophyta, Magnoliopsida, Lamiales, Lamiaceae. The record is from the annotation of a RefSeq genome assembly.
AUGGAAAUUCAAAUGGAGAAAAUCCAAAGAUCUUUACAGCUAAAGAGAUCUCAACAACACGACUUCCUAUAUCCACUUAUAUUUCAGGAGUAUAUUUAUGUGUUUGCUCAUAAUCGUACUUUGAAUAGAUCUAUUUUAUCGGAAAAUCUAGGUUAUGACAAUAAAUCCAGUUUACGGAUUGUGAAACGGUUAAUUACUCGAAUGUAUCAACAGAAUCAUUUUAUUAUUUCUUCUAAUGAUUCUAACAAAAAUCCAUUUUUGGCGCGAAACACUAAUUUAUAUUCUCAAAUUAUAUCAGAGGGGUUUGCUUUUAUUGUCGAAAUUCCGUUUUUUCUACAAUUAAUAUCUUGUCUAGAGGGGAAAAAGAACAAGAUAGUAAAAUCUCAUAAUUUACGAUCAAUUCAUUCAAUAUUUCCAUUUUUAGAGGACAAUUUUUCACAUUUAAAUUUUGUAGUAGAUAUACUAAUACCUCGCUCUGUCCAUGCGGAAAUCUUGAUUCAAACUCUUCGCCAUUGGGUAAAAGAUGUUUCUUCUUUGCAUUUAUUACGAGUCUUUCUCAACGAAUAUUGGAAUUGGAGUAGUCUUCUUACUCCAAAGAAAGUAAGCUUCUCUUUGUCAAAAAGAAAUCAAAGGUUAUUUUUUUUCUUAUACAAUUCUCAUGUAUGUGAAUACGAAUCUUUUUUCACCUUUCUACGUAACCAAUCUUUUCAUUUACGAUCAACGUCUUCUGGAGUUCUUCUUGAAAGAAUCUAUUUCUAUAUAAAAAUAGAAGGUCUUAUGAACACCUUUGUUAAGAAUUUUCAGGCGAACCUAGGGUUGGUCGAGGAACCCUGCAUGCAUUAUAUUAGGUAUCAAAGAAAAUCCAUUCUGGCUUCAAAAGGGACAUCCCUUUUCAUGAAUAAAUGGAAAUUUUACCUUGUCACUUUUUGGCAAUGGCAUUUUUCGGUGUGGUUUCAUCCAAGAAGGAUUUGGAUAAACCAAUUUUCCAAGCAUUCCCUUUCCUUUUUGGGUUAUAUUUCAAACGUGCAAAUAAACCCUUCCGUGGUACGGAGUCAAAUUCUAGAAAAUGCAUUUCUAAUCAAUAAUUCUAUUAAGAAGCUCGAUACCCUUGUUCCAAUUAUUCCUCUGAUUUCGGAAUUGGCUAAAGCGAAAUUUUGUAACGUAUUUGGGCAUCCCAUUAGUAAGCCGAUUCGGGCUGAUUUAUCAGAUUCUAAUAUUAUUGACCGAUUUGCGCGUAUAUGCAGAAAUAUUUCUCAUUAUCAUAGCGGAUCUUCCAAAAAAAAGAGUUUGUAUCGAAUAAAGUAUAUACUUCGACUCUCUUGUGCUAGAACUUUGGCGCGGAAACACAAAAGUACUGUACGUGCUUUUUUAAAAAGAUUAGGCUCGGAAUUAUUGGAAGAAUUUCUUAUGUCGGAAGAAGACGUUCUUUUUUUGACCUUCCAAAAAGCCGCUUCUGCUUUCCGGGGAGUAUAUAGAAGUCGGAUUUGGUAUUUGGAUAUGAUUUCUGUCAAUGAUCUCGCAAAUCAAAAAUCCUGA